AUGGCGGAGGUCAUAAAGCAAGCUGCAACACAAGCGGGCCUCGACCCAACACGGUACGCGACCCACUCCAUCAGAAUUGGAGGAGCCACCAAGCUUUGGAAUGCGGGUGCCGACCACCUGGUCAUCAAGGUGCUAGGCAGGUGGCUUUCGAACGCUUUUGAAGAAUAUCCGGUGCUGUCGGCAGAAGGCGCGCGUGAUAUUGCUCAGUUAACGUGCUAG
Phytophthora sojae is the source of this 219-nucleotide messenger RNA. RefSeq lists its product as hypothetical. Gene Ontology annotation, molecular function: DNA binding. Bases 1 to 219 code for a protein of 72 amino acids. The transcript has a single exon. Lineage: Eukaryota; Oomycota; Peronosporomycetes; Peronosporales; Peronosporaceae. Gene Ontology annotation, biological process: DNA recombination; DNA integration. The record is from RefSeq and is a predicted model, not a curated record.